AUGAAGUUCUUCAUAGAUGACCUCCCUGUGUAUUUUCCCUAUGAUAAGAUCUACCCUGAGCAGUAUUCGUAUAUGUGCGACUUAAAGAAGGCUCUUGAUGCUCAGGGUCAUUGUUUGUUAGAAAUGCCUUCGGGGACAGGGAAAACUGUAUCCCUUCUCUCGCUCAUCGUAGCUUACAUGAUGCAUUAUGCUGAAAAGAGAAAGCUAGUCUAUUGCUCUCGAACAGUACCGGAAAUUGAAAAGGCGUUAGCAGAGUUACAGAAUCUAAUGCAGUAUCGGGAAAGUUGCGGAUUAAAAGAAAAGUUUUUGGGCAUCGGACUGACAUCCAGAAAAAAUCUAUGUCUACAUCCCAGAGUGAGUAAGGAAAAGAAGGGAAAAACAGUAGAUGCCAAAUGCAAGGGUUUAACUGCAACAUGGAUAAGGGAGAAAGCGAACACUGCAGAUAUCGAGUUGUGCGGUUUUUAUGAGGAACUUCAACAAGCUGAUCGACAAAACUUAUUGCCUGACGGUGUAUACACUUUGGAAGAUCUGCGGGAUUACGGGAGAGAGCAAAAAUAUUGUCCAUACUAUUUGGCUCGUUACCUCAUACCCUUUACUGACGUUAUAAUAUACAGCUACCAUUACUUGCUUGAUCCGAAAGUUGCGGAAUUGAUAUCAAAAGAAUUAUCAAGAGACUGCAUCGUUGUAUUUGACGAAGCACACAACAUUGAUAACGUCUGCAUUGAGUCGCUAAGCAUUGACAUAACGAAACCGAAUUUGGAUGCUGGCGCGAGAAGUAUCAGUCAACUAGCUAAUAGGAUUGAACAGAUAACACAAACAGAUGCACGGAAAUUACAGGAGGAAUAUACGAGGCUGGUCGAAGGUUUACGGGAAGCUAAUCGAAAUCGUGAAGAGGAGGUUUUCAUGGCUAAUCCAGUGUUACCUGAUGAUUUACUCAAAGAAGCAGUUCCUGGAAACAUAAGACGUGCCGAGCAUUUUGUUGCUUUUCUGAGACGAUUUGUCGAAUACCUAAAGACACGAAUGCGUGUGCAACAGGUUGUCGCAGAGACACCGGCAUCAUUCUUGAAAAGUCUAAGAGACGCCACGUUCAUUGAACGAAAGCCAUUGAGAUUCUGCAGCGAACGAUUGACCUCAUUGAUCCGCACACUUGAGUUAACAGACCUCGAAGAACUAUACGCUUUACAGAAAAUAUCUUCAUUUGCUACGUUGGUCGCGACUUAUGAUAAAGGGUUCAUGCUUAUUCUUGAGCCUUUUGAGGCUGAUACUAUUCCAAAUCCAAUCCUUCAUCACGCAUGCCUUGAUGCUUCUUUGGCAAUAAAGCCUAUAUUUGAUCGCUUCAGAUCUGUUAUUAUUACAUCAGGAACAUUAUCACCACUGGAUAUGUAUCCAAAAAUGCUGUCUUUCCAAACAGUGGUGCAAGAAAGUUAUGCAAUGACGUUGACAAGAAACUGUUUUUUACCUCUGGUAAUUACUCGAGGAAGCGAUCAAGUGGCAAUUAGUUCAAAAUUUGAAGUACGCAACGAUCCAGCUGUUGUCCGUAAUUUUGGACAAAUUCUUGUAGAAUUUUCCAAAAUUGUUCCUGAUGGGAUCGUUGCUUUCUUUCCAAGUUAUUUAUAUAUGGAAUCGAUUGUCUCUAUGUGGAAUGAAAUGGGAAUAUUGAACGAGGCGUGGAAACGAAAAUUAAUAUUUGUGGAAACACCUGACGCAACAGAGACAACUCUCGCCCUGGAGAAUUAUAGACUGGCAUGCGAUAAUGGACGUGGGGCAAUACUUUUGUCCGUUGCUCGAGGUAAAGUCUCUGAAGGAAUCGACUUUGACCAUAAUUACGGACGUGCUGUGGUUAUGUUUGGGGUUCCAUAUCAGUAUACUGAAAGUAGAAUAUUAAAGGCGCGUCUGGAAUUUCUUCGCAUGAACUAUCGAAUACGUGAGAAUGAUUUCCUCACCUUUGACGCUAUGCGACAUGCAGCACAAUGUGUCGGACGUGUGCUGAGAGGGAAGACCGACUAUGGAUUGAUGAUAUUUGCCGAUAAGCGCUUCGGCCGAACAGACAAAAGAGCAAAGCUUCCAAAAUGGAUUAAUCAAUAUAUUUCUGAAACAGCCACAAAUCUUUCCACGGAUAUGGCUAUAGUGAUUGCGAAAAAAUUCUUACGCUCCAUGGCUCAGCCGUUUGAACAUAAUCAAUUGGGAAUAUCGCUAUUAACAAUAGAAGAUAUUGAGGCUAGACAGAAGGCUGCGAAGGGUGGUCAGGAGCCGGAUAAGCAAGGACAAGGAGGGCAGAGACACGGUCAGGUUGCUAUGGAAAUAGAUGGAAAAUGA
Molecule: messenger RNA, 2316 nt
Organism: Paraglomus brasilianum
Lineage: Eukaryota; Fungi; Glomeromycota; Glomeromycetes; Paraglomerales; Paraglomeraceae
Source: the annotation of a GenBank genome assembly